CUAGCUUAACAGGUUCAAUUAGCUUGCAAAUUGUGUUAUUAUGAAUUCCCCAUUGCCAAUUUGCAUUUGACUAUUGUAUUCUUGGCGAUUAUAAAAUGAAACGGAUCACCAGUUGCAAGUCAUUCAAGUCUUUUGUUAUCUCAAGCUAACAUCCAACCCCAAUCAACAAUCUCAAAAUGAAAUUCGUCAUUGUUUUCGUCGCUCUUUUCGGUUUGGCUUUGGCUGCUCCACCACAAGAAUACAAGGAUGCUGUUGUCACCCGUCAGGAUGCUGAUGUAGGACCCGAAAGCUACCAAUACGCUGUUGAAAGCAGUGAUGGCAAGUCUGCUAGUGAAGAAGGUCACAUUGAAAACCUUGGCAAGGAAGACGAAGCUAUCGCAGUCAAGGGUCAAUACAGCUAUGUCGGACCCGAUGGUGUCACCUACACUGUCACCUACAUUGCCGACAAGAACGGUUUCCAACCCCAAGGUGCUCAUUUACCAGUUGAACCUAAAUUGUAAGCUGUGUUGACUUUGUGUGAUCUGUUAC
Messenger RNA from Episyrphus balteatus (marmalade hoverfly), 528 nucleotides. Its product is annotated as larval cuticle protein 65Ag1-like. Gene Ontology annotation, molecular function: structural constituent of chitin-based larval cuticle. The coding region runs from base 177 to 500 and encodes 107 amino acids. The transcript is spliced from 2 exons. Lineage: Eukaryota; Metazoa; Arthropoda; Insecta; Diptera; Syrphidae. The record is from RefSeq and is a predicted model, not a curated record. Gene Ontology annotation, cellular component: chitin-based extracellular matrix.